This is a messenger RNA of Panthera uncia (snow leopard), 2015 nucleotides long. It is a transcript of the gene LITAF, whose product is annotated as lipopolysaccharide induced TNF factor. Lineage: Eukaryota; Metazoa; Chordata; Mammalia; Carnivora; Felidae. Gene Ontology annotation, biological process: regulation of cytokine production. Bases 75 to 560 code for a protein of 161 amino acids. Gene Ontology annotation, molecular function: zinc ion binding. The transcript has 4 exons. The record is from RefSeq and is a predicted model, not a curated record.
ACCCCGGCCCGGCCGCCCGCCUGCGCGGCUCGCUCAGACCUCCCGGCUCCACUGGCUGCGCGGGCGGCGGUAACAUGUCUGUUCCGGGAUCCUAUCAGGCGGCCGCAGGGCCUUCCUCAGUGCCGUCCGCACCCCCGUCCUACGAAGAGACAGUGGCGGUUAACAGUUACUUCCCCGUGCCUCCUGCACCUGUGCCAGGGCCGACCACGGGGCUGGUGACGGGCCCAGACGGGAAGGGCAUGCAUCCCCCCGCGUACUACACCCAGCCGGUGCCCGUCCCCAACGCCAACGCAAUUGCUGUGCAGACCGUCUACGUGCAGCAGCCAGUGUCCUUUUUCGACCGUCCAGUCCAGAUGUGCUGUCCUUCGUGCAACAAGAUGAUCGUGACCCAGCUGUCCUAUAACGCCGGUGCCCUCACCUGGCUCUCUUGCGGGAGCUUGUGCCUGCUGGGGUGCGUGGCAGGCUGUUGCUUCAUUCCCUUCUGCGUGGACGCCCUACAGGACGUGGACCACUACUGCCCCAACUGCAAAGCUCUCCUGGGGACCUACAAGCGCUUGUAGGACUCGGCCAGACCCGGAGGGAGCCGCGCGCCGCAGGAAGUGCUCUCCGACUCGUACCCAGUCCCGCCCCUGGUGGGGGUUCCACCUUGCCGGCCUCGUCUCCCCAGGGGCUUCACCUUCGUGUCUUCUUUUGGGGGCAAAAAAAUACAUCGCCAACGCACCCCACCUCCAGAACCCCAGACGUUGCUGCUUGGCGUCGUGCACAGGACACGCAAAGACGUUCACCUUGAGUGCUGGUUCAAGGGCCUCCCGCCUACCGUGACCCCAAGUCACCCCGUCCAACUGUGACCGUUGCCCCAUCCAAGUAUCUUCUGGUGAUUGGCCGGUGGCCGGCUGCCUCGGGGCCCUUUUCUUGCCUCGGGGACCUUUCCGGGGGACAGUCUCAAACCGAGAAGCCACACGUUGCCUUAUUUUUUGAGACUGUUCUGGCCCAGAUACCGAAUACGGCUGACCCAGCCUUUUGAGUGCUUGCCUUCAGGCUCAUCUGUGUCCCCCCCGCCGCCCCCCUUGUGGCGACAAAAAAUCUUGCCUUAUAAACUAAGGGCUUGGCUCUCAGUCUGUAACGGCGGGCUUUUCAUUAGCACACCGAUUCACUUUAAUUUCUUCAUUCCUUCUUAAGUGCAAGGAGGACCUACUCACACCCGCCAGACACACAUCGGUGAGGUCAGAAAUGCAUGCUGAAAAUGUAGGGCCGGAUCCACCCAUGGAUCUGGUUUCCCUCAGCUGCUUUCCAUGAAGGGCUUUUUUUUUAUUCUUGGAGAGGAAUUGUUUGUAUUAACCGCUCUUAUGACCUCCUUUUGGUCUUAAACACCUUGGGACCUCAUUUUGAAAGGAGGGAUUUAUAGAACCAUUUUUCUUAACCGUAUGACUGUCACCACGUUCCCAUUUGCCAGUGCACUUUCUCUCUCUCUUUUUUUGUUUUUGGUCCUUAACGGAAAAAGUAAUGGAUAAUUUCAUCCACUGCUUCUCCUUGGGUUCCCAGUGGUUAGAAAGGCCAAGGAAGAGCAGUUUCAGCACAUCCCGGUACCACGGUGCUGGAGAGCUUGGGGACCUGACUGUUGCAAGGGAAUCUAAAUUCUGAUUUUAUUUUUCAGAGAUACAGUUUGUUGUAGGACGUCGGAAGACAUGAUUUCUGGGACUCAAUCGGCAAACCAGAGUUCUCGGUUGGCUGUUGUGUCAUCUUCGAAAUCAAGAUAAAGCUGGGGUCCGGCUUUCAAGAGUCCCCGUUUUGAUACUGAAUAUGCACAGGGCGUGCAUGUGAAUGAUAUGUAGAAAUCAAGCCUAGGGCUUGAACAAAAAUCUGUAUAUUGGCUGAAAAUCCUAGCUGUAACCAUUGAUUCAGCUUAUACAUUGGAUGUUCUGAAAGUAAUUAUUUUUGCAAUGAUUUAUGGAUACUACAUAGUACUUUGGCGUUAUCUGCUUUUACAAAAUAAAGUCUUUGGUUUACUCGGUGAA